Molecule: messenger RNA, 2040 nt
Organism: Varanus komodoensis (Komodo dragon)
Lineage: Eukaryota; Metazoa; Chordata; Lepidosauria; Squamata; Varanidae
Product: vomeronasal type-2 receptor 26-like
Exons: 4
Coding region: 1-2040 (679 amino acids)
Biological process (GO): G protein-coupled receptor signaling pathway
Cellular component (GO): membrane
Molecular function (GO): G protein-coupled receptor activity
Source: RefSeq, a predicted model, not a curated record
AUGGUACCUAAUGAGGCACAGGAGUAUUCAGGAAUAGCACACUUGCUUCAACAUUUUGGUUGGACCUGGGUGGGACUCUUUGUCACGGAUGAUGAUAGCGGAGAAUAUUUCCUGAAGACCUUUGAAUCUUUGCUCUCCAUGAAUGGAAUCUGUUCUGCCUUCACAUUUCGACUCCCAUGCCACACUCGACUCCUUAGCAAUAAUGAAAAGGAUGUUAGGUUUGUAAAUACGUUUGAAUCGUUCAUGAAUUCUAAAGCCAGAGCUUUUGUUAACUAUGGUGACAGUAUGACUAUUAUGUGGUUGAUUGCCUUCAAAAAUAUCUUAAUUCUUGAUGAGAUGGAAGCUGCACUUGAAGGCAAAGUAUGGAUUUUGACAGCACAGAGUGAGCUAAUAACAACAGGCCUUACCAGAAGACUGAAUUUGGAAAUGUUUCAAGGAACAAUUGCCUUUGCUGUUCACUCAAAACAUCCUCAGGGAUUCCAGAAAUACCUUGACAACUUAAGACCUCAGUGGACACAAGCAGAUGACUUCCUUCGCGAGUUCUGGGAACAAGCUUUUGAAUGUUCAAUUCCAAAUCCCCAGGAGAUGAUACAGGACAAUAAAACAUGUCUUGGGGAGGAGAAGUUGGAAAGUCUUCCUAGAACUAUUUUUGAAACAAGUAUGACUGGCCACAGCUAUAGCAUCUACAAUGCAGUCUAUGCAAUAGCACAUGCUCUCCAUGCCAUAUGCUCCUCCAGGGCCAAGCAGAAAACAAUGGAGCACAGCAAAGGACUUCAUCUUGACCAUCUUCAGCCUUGGCAGCUGCACUCAUACCUUCAGGGAAUUACAUUUAAUACUUCAGCUGGAGAGGAGGUUUCUUUUAAUCAACAUGGAGAGAUAGUUGCUGGAUUUGAUGUAACUAACACACUUCUAUUUCCCAACAACUCAUUUGUCAGAGUGAAUAUUGGGAGAGUGGAUCCCAGUGCUGUUGAAGGAAAACAAUUCAUUAUCCAUGAAGAUGUGAUGGAGUUGCGCAGAACAUUUAACCAGGUGCUUCCAGUUUCUGUCUGCACUGACUCCUGCAACUUGGGCUUUCAGAAAAGAAAGCAGGAAGGAAAGAAAUUUUGCUGCUAUGAUUGUGACCCAUGCCCAGAAGGAAAGAUUGCCAACAAGACAAAUAUGGAUGAAUGUUUACAAUGUCCAGAUGAUCAUUACUCAAGAAAGAGCAGAGACGGAUGCACCCCCAAAGUGAUCACCUUUUUGUCUUACCAAGAACCUAUAGGAAUCAGCCUAGUCUCAGCUGCUCUUUCUUUCACAUUGGUCACAGCCUUGGUGCUUGGAAUUUUUAUUAAGCACAAAGAUACCCCCAUAGUGAAGGCCAACAACAGGGACCUCACCUACACUCUACUCGUCUCUCUGCUGCUCUGCUUCCUCUGCUCCUUGAUUUUCCUUGGCCCACCAGGCCUGGUCAACUGCCUUAUUCGACAAGCUGCUUUUGGCACAAUCUUCUGUGUGGCAGUUUCUUGUGUAUUAGCCAAGACCAUCACUGUGGUUAUGGCUUUCAUGGAUACCAAGCCAGGGUCAAACAUGAGGAAGUGGAUGGGGAGAAGGCUGUCUGUCCUUGUGGUCCUUACCUCCACUUCGAUCCAAGCAGGCAUUUGUGCCUUGUGGCUGGGAACUUUCCCCCCUUUCCCAACUAUGAACAUGCAUUCUAUACCAGGACAGAUCAUUGCAGAGUGCAACGAAGGCUCUUUUGUCAUGUUUUACAGUGUGCUGGGCUACUUGGGACUUUUGUCCAUCGUCAGCUUUGUGGUGGCUUUCUUUGCCAGGAAAUUGCCUGACAGUUUCAAUGAAGCCAAGUUCAUCACCUUCAGCAUGCUGGUGUUUUGCAGUGUUUGGCUGUCAUUCGUUCCAACCUACCAGAGCAGCAAGGGGAAAUACAUGGUGGCUGUGGAGAUCUUCUCCAUCUUAGCUUCCAGUGCUGGCUUACUGGGUUGCAUCUUUUCCCCCAAAUGCUAUAUAAUUUUGCUGAGGUCUGAGCUAACAGCAAAGAAUGUCUAG